AUAUCAUGUUUUAAUUGCACAUUACCAUAUUUCAGAUCUUUUACAAAAUAUCCGAUCAACACGAAGAAACAAGUAACUUAACGCAUCUGAGGCCACUUGAACACCAAUGACGGACCAAACCACCUCCGGUAACCCACCACCGGCCGCCUCCUCUUCGCUUCCACCUCAACCACCACUGCUGAUACCAAACCUACCAGAUGACGUCGCACUCCAAUGCAUCGCUAGAGUUCCACGGUCCUACCACCGCUCCCUCUUACUAGUCUCCAAGUUAUGGCGAUCCACCAUACGCUCCCCACACUUCUUCGCCAUCCGAUCCCUCAUCCGUUCGACACAACAGUCCCUCUACCUCAACAUCCGCCACAACUCUUCUUUCAAGUGGUAUUAUCACCCAAACCCUAACCCUACCGAUAAAGGCAUCUUAUCUCCUCUCCCGCCCAUCCCAAUUCAACCCGUCGGUUCUGCAUAUGCCGUACUCGGCCACAAAAUAUACCUAAUCGGCGGUUCGAUUAACGAUAUUCCCUCGACAUCUGUUUGGGUUCUCGAUUGUAGGGUUAAUAGAUGGGAAAUUGGGCCUAAAAUGAGAGUUGGGAGAGAGUUUGCAGCUGCAGCGACGGUAAAUGAAAAGAUAUAUGUGAUGGGUGGAUGCUUGGUGGAUAAUCGAACUCGGUCGAUUAAUUGGGCGGAGGUUUACGAUCCGGCGGUAGGGGUGUGGUGCCCGCUACCAAGCAGUUCGGUGGAGGCAAAGGACAAAUGGAUGCAUGCUAAUGCUGUUAUAGAUGGUAAGAUUUAUGCGAUGGCAGACAGGGGCGGAGUGGUUUAUGAUGUUGCGGAGAUGGAGUGGGGGAGAGUUCCGAAGAGGCUCGACAUGGGAUGGAGGGGGCGAGCUGCAGUUGUAGACGGGGUUUUGUAUUGCUAUGAUUAUUUGGGGAAAAUUAGAGGGUAUGAUGUUGAGAAGGAUGUUUGGAAGGAGUUAAGAGGGGUGGAGAAAGGGUUGCCGAAGUUUUUGUGUGGUGCAACAAUGGUGGAUUUGGAUGGGAGGUUGUGUGUGGUGUGGGAAUGCAAAGAGGGUGGUGGUGGUGAGAAAGCAAUUAUGUGUGCAGAGAUUGAAGUUUAUACGAAUGAAGAUGGAGGAUUAAGCGGUUCGAUCUUGUGGGUUGAUGUGGUUCUUUCUGUUCCUGUAGGUUCUUCGAUUCUUCAUUGCAUGGCUGUUUCUCUGUGACUUGUGACUUCCAUUAUAUUACCAGGGAUCUUGAACUAUUGCCAUUGCAAAAUAAUGUGAAUGUAUAUGGAUAUGGUCCUUAUCUGCAAGGUAUACGUACAGAUCUUUGGGGAAUUAAGAGCUGAAGCAGUAUUGUUGAUUGUUAAAAAAAUGUGAAUGUAUAUCAUCUUGUCUUGAUUAUAAAUAAAAAGCCUGUGUUGAAAUGUUGCGAAGGCUACUUGUAUUUCUUUGGUUUGUUGUACAUAUAUUGCCAACUUCUACUUCAAUUGUAAUGAGCCCUCUUUCCUCU
Molecule: messenger RNA, 1508 nt
Organism: Lactuca sativa (garden lettuce)
Lineage: Eukaryota; Viridiplantae; Streptophyta; Magnoliopsida; Asterales; Asteraceae
Gene: SKIP6
Product: SKP1 interacting partner 6
Molecular function (GO): protein binding
Source: RefSeq, a predicted model, not a curated record